AGUUCCAAACCAAACCAACGAAUCCUUCCUUCUGCUACCUGCCUACGUGAUCAGCAGUCAACAAUCGACCCAGCUUCCAGCGCUCGAUCGAUCAGCAGCCAUGGUUGCCACCGCCAUGCAGGCCCUCUUCGACCAGCCCGAGCUCUCCCUCUCCCUCUCCCUGGUCCCCGCCGCCGCGCCGGCGCUCAACAAGGACGACUACCUCGCCAUCUGCCUCGCCGCGCUCGCCAAAAGCGGGCAGCAGGCGCAGAUGAUGGAGGGGCAAGCGAGAGCGUGGCGCCCGGCCCCCGCGCCGGCGCAGGAGCUGCGGUUCAGCUGCGCGGUCUGCGGGAAGGCGUUCGCGUCGUACCAGGCGCUCGGCGGGCACAAGUCCAGCCACCGCAAGCCGCCGCCCACCGGAGAGCGGUGCGUCGUUGCGCAGGCGUCCGCGGGUGCUGGGUCGGAGGCGAGCGCGGCGGCGUCCUCGGGCGGGAGCAGCGGCGGGCCGCACCAGUGCACCGUCUGCGGGCGGGGCUUCGCGACCGGGCAGGCGCUCGGAGGGCACAAGCGGUGCCACUACUGGGACGGCACCUCCGUGUCCAUGUCCGUGUCCGUCUCCGUGUCGGCGUCGUCGUCCGCCGUGCUGAGGAACUUCGACCUGAACCUGCUGCCGAUGCCGGAGAACGCCGGGUUGAAGAGGUGGGCCGAGGAGGAGGAGGUGCAGAGCCCUCUCCCCGCCAAGAAGCUGAGGCUUUUGCUGUAAAUAAAAAAAGAGAGAUGGCCAAUGCUCAACCGUCCCUUGAUUGAUUUGUUCCAUUUGUUGAAUUCGAUUAGGUAUCACCAUGAUUUGUUGAUUUGUUGCAUUUACAAGGACACAAAGAAAUGAAAAGUAUGGGCUUAAUU
Aegilops tauschii subsp. strangulata is the source of this 882-nucleotide messenger RNA. Its product is annotated as zinc finger protein 36. Gene Ontology annotation, cellular component: nucleus. Lineage: Eukaryota; Viridiplantae; Streptophyta; Magnoliopsida; Poales; Poaceae. Gene Ontology annotation, molecular function: transcription cis-regulatory region binding; DNA-binding transcription factor activity. Gene Ontology annotation, biological process: regulation of DNA-templated transcription. The record is from RefSeq and is a predicted model, not a curated record.